Molecule: messenger RNA, 1777 nt
Organism: Wasmannia auropunctata (little fire ant)
Lineage: Eukaryota; Metazoa; Arthropoda; Insecta; Hymenoptera; Formicidae
Exons: 2
Source: RefSeq, a predicted model, not a curated record
AUAAAUAUAACGCCUUUGGAUAAUGUGUCAUCAUUAGGAAAACUUGUACCAACUAACGCUACUAUUUUAUCAAGAAGCAACAAUUUAUCACAGACAAACUGGCCACCUCUGUACGCACCUUACGUUGAUGCAGAGUUAAAUGGUGCGCAUCAAACAUUAUCACACGCAAGUCAAAAUAAUGACAAACAUGUACAAAAUGAUUAUAAAUCAAAUACAGAUGUAGGUCAUAAUUUAGAAGACGUUUCUAUGUCUUUCUUAUCGUCGUCCCUAAAGCAAAAAUUAACUGAAUUAGACGAGAUCACGCAACGUCUGCAGUCACGUCUACGCGAUGUCACAAGCACAGCUUUUGAAGAUGAAUUUGACAAUGAUUUUGACGUAAUUGAGCCGAACGUUGACAAUGAAAAUACUAACGAUAGAAACAUUGAGAUUGCACAUUAUCCACAAUCCGCAGUUUCUGAAUGUUCUGACAAUGAGACAUCACAAAUGUCGAAGCAAUAUGAGAUACCGAACGAUCAAAACAUCAUAAGUAACGAGAAGCAAACCUCUUCCGUAAGCAAUUGCAAUCUGCAUUUUGAAUCAACGUCCAACAAAAGUAAGGCUGUAAGUUCCGAAGCGACCGACACUGGAUAUUGUUCAAGCUCUAAUAUACGUUUGAGUCAACAUCCUGAUUAUUAUCACAAUCAGUAUCAAAAUAGAUCGACGUUUAAUUAUUUAUCGGACAAUAAUACGGAAUAUCCCGUGCGAGGUACCAAAACACAUAUAAAUCAUCUGCUCGAUAAGCUCUCUUUGGACCUGCCGCCCAAAUCGUCCGCAGAAACGGCCGUACCGAUAAGAAAAAACAUUCUAGAGUUAUUCGCGAGUUUACGAGACCGAGAGCAUAGAAGUAACUCACAAGACAAGAACAAAAACGGUCGUAACGUUAACACCUGCACGGUGCUCACUCAGACUGAUGAGGAGCAACUUGCGCACUCUUACACAAAUUUCAUCACCUCUAAAACGACCGUUGAGGAAAGCAUUUCCGUCGAAUCGCCUCCUAAUAGAAUAUCGACGGUGAUACGCGAAGAACUGGUCGCAGAGGAAAAUAACGACAGCACGAAUUGUGACGAAUUGACGACUUAUUUGAUAACUUCUAACGUACGUCACAUGGAUCUGGAUAAUAUAUUUAAUCCGCUUUUGUAUCAGCAUUUGAUACCAGAUUUGCAAGUUGCAGCUGCCGUAUCGCCGGAAGGAGAAGCCGUGGAGCAACUAGAUAAUCGAUACACGAGAAGCUUUGACAUAGCAGUGCACAACAGUAAUAUCAAUUUUUUGAGAGAGAACAAUAUUCUACUUCAAAAUGAUGCGCAAUCGAAAGAUAGGACGAUUAUUUUAGAGUGUGAUAAGAAAAAGGAAUUUUUCGGCUUGACAUCUUCGGACGUGUCGGAAAAUGUCGACAGUAGUAUUGAUAUGACCGUCAUCUAUAAAUCUAGCGAGAAUGAUUUAACGUCAGAUAAUAACACGGAAUCGACCGCUGUUGUGUCAUUCGACAAGUCGUCGUUACAGCAAGUCAGGGUUGAAGCGAAGGAUUAUUCCGCGUCUGAAUUAUCUGUUCCUGGAGUGUCGAGACAAGCGCCCGAGGGUGGAAAUCCCGUGGAAGAAGUCAAGACGUCGGUAGUAGCAAAUUGGCAAAAUGAUACCCAAGAUAUAUCAGCAGACAGCUAAAUACUCUUGAAUAUUUACGAGAUUUGUAAUAAAUUAGAUUAGGAUUAAAAAGAACUAUAUAUAUUUAUAAGUACAUUGU